AUGUCUCAAACACUUCAAAUCAACGGCCGCACCAUUUCCCUCCCUACCGGGCUCUUCAUCAAUGGCCAAUUCGUCGAUAGCAAGCAAGGCGCCACAUUCGACGUGGAAGACCCCGCCACAGGACAGACCCUGAUCUCCAUUGCUGAAGGCCGUGAGGAUGAUGUAGACGAAGCUGUGCGUGUUGCCCGUGAGGUCUUCGAUAAUGGAGCCUGGAGCAACUCUAACCCUGCGCACCGCGGCGCUCUACUGAGUAAACUAGCCGACCUCAUAGAAGAACACAAGGAUGACCUGAUCGCACUUGAAUGUGCCGAUACUGGCAAAACUGUUCCUCUCUGCUCUAGCCUUGACCUCCCCGCAUCUAUUGGGACUUUGCGGUACUACGCUGGCUGGGCAGACAAGGUUAGGGGUGAAACCUCGUUCAAUAUCCCAGGAACAUUUGCGUACACUCGCCGGGAGCCAAUUGGUGUCUGUGGGCAAAUCAUCCCGUGGAACUUUCCCAUGAUGAUGUUUAUCUGGAAGAUCGCGCCCGCCCUGGUAACAGGAAACACCGUGGUGAUCAAGUCCGCCGAAGCGACACCUUUAUCGGCGCUGAAAAUCUGCGAGUUGAUCUCCCUGGCUGGCUUCCCUCCAGGAACGGUAAACCUAGUUUCGGGAUACGGCAAGACAGUGGGAAGCGCUAUUGCACACCACAUGGACGUGGACAAGGUCGCCUUUACCGGGUCAACUGCCACUGGCCGGGCCAUCAUGCGCGCAGCAGCAAAUUCAAACCUGAAGAAAGUGACCCUCGAACUGGGUGGCAAGUCUCCAAACAUUAUCUUCCCCGAUGCCGACCUCGACUCGGCCGUAGACUGGUCAGCAUGGGGAAUAAAUAUGAACUUUGGCCAAACCUGUCAUGCCGGCACAAGGAUCUAUGUCCAUGAGGAUGUCUACGAUGAGUUCUUGUCCAAGUUCACCAAAACCAUGGCCAAUAUCACGGUAGGCCAUCCAUUUGAAAAGACCACGAACCAAGGACCCCAGAACAGCCAGAUGCAGUAUGACAAGAUCCUGGGAUACAUCGAUUCGGGAGUUCAGGAGGGCGCAACCGUCCACCUGGGUGGCAAAGCUAUCGACAAGGGCAGCGGCUAUUACAUCCAGCCAACCAUCUUCACAAACGUGCGCCCAGAGAUGAAGAUUAUGCGCGAAGAAAUCUUCGGCCCAGUCGUUGCAAUUGCCAAAUUCUCGUCAGAGGAAGAAGUCAUCAAGCAGGCCAACAACACCACGUACGGGCUGGCAGCGGCCUGCCAUACCAAGGACUACGAGCGCGCUAUCCGCGUGACGAAUGCACUGCGCGCCGGGACGACCUGGGUGAACAUGUACAAUUUCGUCCAUUGGAGUAUUCCAUUUGGUGGAUACAAGGAGAGUGGAAUUGGGCGUGAAUGCGGCGAGGCAGUGCUGGAGAACUACACGCAGACCAAGGCUGUGUUCUUUAACAUGGGCGUGCCAUGUCCGAAGGCGUAA
This is a messenger RNA of Aspergillus puulaauensis, 1497 nucleotides long. RefSeq names its product aldehyde dehydrogenase family protein. Lineage: Eukaryota; Fungi; Ascomycota; Eurotiomycetes; Eurotiales; Aspergillaceae. The transcript has 4 exons. Gene Ontology annotation, molecular function: aldehyde dehydrogenase (NAD+) activity. Bases 1 to 1497 code for a protein of 498 amino acids. The record is from RefSeq and is a predicted model, not a curated record.